AGGAUAACAGGCCGUCCCUGGAACAACCCCCCCCCCCCACAGACAGUCCCAGGAGUCUGAGCUGAAGACACACAAACACAGACACUUUGUGAACGAGGCUCAUCUGCUUCACUUCUGCUUCACUUCUGCUUCAACAGAGAGCCGUGAUGUUGGUCCUUCAGAAGAUGCCCCUCACAGCGGCCCUGUGCCUGAUGCUCCUUGCCACACUUCUACCCAGCUUUGAGGCCCGGCGUGGAGGCGGCGGAUUUGGCGGAUUUGGCCGGGGUAGAGGAGGCUCCAGCCGGGGCUGGGGCGGUGGUGGUGGCCAGGCCUACAGACCAGUGCAGAGCAGUGGUCCCAGUGCAGGGAAAAUAGCAGGGGCGGCUGCAGUAGGCGCCAUUGGAGGAUCAAUGAUAGGAUCUGCUUUGAGCCGCCCUGGGUAUGGAGGAGGAUAUGGUGGAGGGUAUGGUGGAGGGUAUGGAGGAGGGUAUGGUGGAGGGUAUGGAGGGUACCCACGAUACGGAGGUGGUGGCUAUGGCCCCAGGCCUGGCUAUGACCCUGAGGGCUCUGGAGAUAUGGAGUACUACGUUGGAGCAUCCAGUGGCCCCAUCUACAACAGCAUCAUCGUUGUGAUUGGCUCCCUGAUGUCCCUGCUGAUUGGCCACUGGGUGGCAGUCGUGUAGAGAUGGAGACAGCAGGUUUCACAAAACAGACAAGGAACCCUAACCAAAGAUACCCCAUGACCUGAGAGUGAAGACAACUGAUCCUGGUUUCGAAUUAAAUAUGACCCUUGAUUUACGAGAAUCUGUGGACAGUUGGUUUUAUUGAGUCACACACACAGACUCAUCUCACCUCAGCAACGUGUCACUGGGACACCAAGCUCCCAUCUGCAGCGCCACUGGUGAACUCCCAAACCACUUCCUGUAGAUAUUUGUCAAAGUCGUGAGGUAAAUGAACUCAAUGAAUAACUAUCUGCAUUAUAUCCCACACUUUUAAUGUGUCCAGUGUUUUUUUUUUAUACAAAUUUUUCAUGAUUGCAGUGAUGAUGAUGAGGAGGAUUUUAGUGACGGUGAUGAAUCUGUGUAUUCUGGCAAACACAUUGUCCACAAACAAACUGUGGAACAUGAAUAGAUUAGUUGUGUAAUCUGAAUAAAUCUACCUCAGGAACCAGAGUUUAAGAGCAGCUGUAAUCUUCAUUUGAUAACCACCAUCUCCCAGUCUAUUCCAUAAUAACAGAAUAAUUGUUUCCUCCUGAUUCACAGUCUACUCUGCAUAUGUUACAUUUUCAGCUCAUUAUUUGUAUAUUUGACCUAAUUAAAUACAUGUUUUAUGCCAUUUUGUAGAUUAUUAUGUAAAAAGGCUAAAUGUCCCAUGUUUAACUGUUGUAAAAGUAAAAAAUAACCUAGAACAAACAUUUCUGUUGAUUGUUUUUGUGUGUCUAUUGUGAUGAGACAAGAACAUGUGUUAAUAGGAAUGAUCCACUGGGGACACAUAUUUAGAUCCACAUGGUUUACCUCCACAGAUGAGGUUGUUUUCACUCCUGUCCCCUUGUUUGUUUGUUUCUCAGAAGGAUUAUGUAAAAACUACUAAACAGAUUGAGUAGAGAUUUAUUUUUUUGCACUUUUACAAAUGUAUGGCUCUCAGGGAUCAAGAAUAAUUAAGGAACUAUUACCUUUGAAUCUGUCAAAUUUGGAGCCACUUGAUUUAAUUCAAUGGGACUAGUAGGUUUAUGCCCUUCUAGUUAAUUUGUUUUUAAGGGUGAGGGCGUUGGCUGCGUGACUCAGCCAUUAACAGUCUAAUUUUAACAGACGGCAGACUUCACAUCAUGUGCUCAGUUUCUUCCUUGUCACGCCUCUGAGGCACAGUGGUAAUCAUCUCUGAUGUCAAGGGGCUUUGACACAGCCCUCAUGUUGCUCUUCAUUCUGAAAUGUUGCCACAACAGACUUGACCUAUGAAUCUGUGAUCGUUACCCUAAACCCAGAGCUGCCGUCUGUUUCAGAUGAAGAUGAGACUCUACCUCUGGAAAAAUCUGAAACAGACUUUUAGUUUCCUGAAAACAUGAGUAAACUGCAGGUUGCAGAGGUGGAAAUAAGAUAAGAACAAUUCUGAUAGUACUGAGUAUAGAGUACGUCUGCUAUUUUAUAUGUUUACCACUUUACAACCCUACUUAUGUGUUAUACAAUGAAAAUAAACACUGAUUCAAAUUGGA
Molecule: messenger RNA, 2188 nt
Organism: Platichthys flesus (European flounder)
Lineage: Eukaryota; Metazoa; Chordata; Actinopteri; Pleuronectiformes; Pleuronectidae
Product: acanthoscurrin-1-like
Exons: 2
Coding region: 147-662 (171 amino acids)
Source: RefSeq, a predicted model, not a curated record